This is a messenger RNA of Strongylocentrotus purpuratus (purple sea urchin), 2195 nucleotides long. RefSeq names its product lens fiber major intrinsic protein. Gene Ontology annotation, cellular component: plasma membrane. The transcript has 3 exons. The record is from RefSeq and is a predicted model, not a curated record. Gene Ontology annotation, biological process: transmembrane transport. Gene Ontology annotation, molecular function: water channel activity. NCBI's taxonomy places the organism in Eukaryota, Metazoa, Echinodermata, Echinoidea, Camarodonta, Strongylocentrotidae. The coding region runs from base 301 to 1110 and encodes 269 amino acids.
UGAGAAUCGAGUUAUUGGAUGCUUUACUGCUCGGUCGAUAGAGAGGGGAUGUUCAUCGUCGUCAUAUAGAUCACACUCUUCUCUCUCAUCCGUUGCCAAUUGGAUCAAUAAAGCUUGGGCACUACUUUUAUUAUUUGUUUUUAGACUUUAUUUGAACACUUGUGUAAUCAAUUCAAACACUUCUGAACGGAAUAUAAUCAUAGACGGUUGAUUCCUGGAGUGUGUGUAAUAUUGUUACAAUAACUCCUUCAGUUUUGCUAAUCUUUGAGAGUUGGUGAUUGAUCAGAAACUCGGAUCAGCAUGGCAAAUGAAUCGAUGGCGAAAGAGCUGGGAUCGAGGAGGUUUUGGCAGGCGGUGUUGGCCGAAUUAGUAGGAAUGUUUUUCUUCAUUUUCAUCGGGAUCUCGUCGACUACCGCCUGGGCCCCACCCAUAAUCCCUAGCCAGGUUCAGAUCGCACUCGCUUUCGGCUUGUCCUUGGCGACGUUCGUUCACGCUACCGCCCACAUCAGUGGUGGGCAUCUUAACCCAGCGGUGUCGGUGGCUUUCUUGCUCCUCCACAGGAUCACACCCCUGCGAUGUCUGGCUUAUUCUAUUGCUCAAUGCCUCGGUGCCUUGGGCGCAGCCGGUAUGGUUUAUGCCAUCACUCCUACUGCUGUCUCCAACAACGUCGGGCCGACGACACCGGGUGCAGGAGUGGAAGACUGGCAGGCAUUCCUGAUGGAAGUAUGUCUCACCUUCCAGUUAGUUCUCGUCAUCUUCUCCACGGUGGAUGGUAAACGUGCUAGCCCAGGAGGGUCCGGUCCGCUCGCUAUCGGUAUUGCUGUUCUCGUUGCUCAUCUUGGAGCGAUUCAGUAUUCUGGAGCUAGUAUGAACCCUGCUAGGAGUCUUGGAUCGGCUGUCGUAGGCGGAGUAUGGAAUGCUCACUGGGUCUACUGGGCAGGACCAUUACUCGGUGGACUCCUCGGAGCAGUUACCUAUGACUACGUCCUCGAUCCUAACGUCAGUAUGGGUCGUCUUCGACGAUGCCCUACGUGCGAGUACGGCGAUGAGGACGACUAUACCACAUCGGACGAGAUGAAUCUCAAUGCUAUACCGACAGAAUCAAAAUAGAUGACGUCAUACCAACAAUUAUGACGUCAAUGAUAUCGAACGAACGGCGAUCUUGCCCCACCAAUCCAUUUUCGCAGAUAUUUCAUCAUUAUUAAAUAAGAUACAUAUCUUCUUUUCUUCACGUAUGCCAAACAGAAAAGAACAAAAUCUCAAUUGUUAAAAACAUAGAAUAAAAGAUUGAGCCGCAAAUUUUCCAAUGAAAAAAAAUAUAUGAUCAUUUUGAUGCGAUGUUGGAUACAGCUAAAUAUUAAAUCUUUGCUGUUUUCUCUGCUAUAAUCAACUAAUUUGGUGUACAUACAUUCAAUCUUUUUUUCUUUUCUUUUUCGAGAUGUAAUAGAGAUUGCAUACAAACGUGUUUGGUAAUGGUUAACUAAUAAUCAGUCAGAGGGUGGUAUAUGGGUGAGCACAAACCAAAAAACAGGAGAGCGUCUUGGCGUCUUCUUACAAGGAACAGGCAUAUAGUUAGAGUAAUGUAUAAUUCUAUAUCCUUAAUCGUAUAUUUUCUUGUUGACUAUUGUGUUCCGGAUGCCUGUAAGUAUAGUUAUCUCUUGAUUUUCAGAAAAUCAAGAUCUAUUUUUAGACACUUAGAUAUUUGAGGAACCUUGGAUAUACUAUUGUGGGCUUUGUGUAUAUCUCAUUAAAAAUGCAAAUCCUAUGCAACAGGAACCGAAAAUCAUCAUUCUAUCCAGUUUUAAUAUAAAGCAAAUAACUUCCAUCAGCCUAUGUUGAUGUCUGAAAUCCGUCAUUUAAUCUAAUUCUAAGUCAUUUACACAUGAAAAUGACUGAUUGUUGUGUGAUUUAGAAUCUAUAUCAUCAACAAAAUACUGUUUCAACCAUCAGUUUGCAUUUGCUUGUAUUUUUGUAAACAUUACCUUCCUUCCAUCAAAAGUGUAAAUAGUGUAUGCAUAUUAUAUAACAUAUAGGCGCACAUUUAUCCUGGCAUCUCUUAAGAGUUGUGUUUUAGCAUUAUUAGAGACAUUCAUAUUGUUUACUUGGUAAUAUUAACGACAUAUAUUUGUAUAUUACCCAAUUGAUGCUGACAUUAAAUAAUUAAACGUAUUUGAAACAUUUUGAUAACCAGUUAA